GAUAAUGUAGUCAAAUCCACCUUCUAGAGUUUUCUCGGAAGCAGUAGGGGUUUUGGGGUAUACACAAACGAAGGAAAGAUCGCUUUCGAACGAUCGCUUUUGGAACAACUCGCUAGGAGCCUUGGUAGCGAAAACAAAGACAGAAUUGUCCGUGUUACGAUCCUCAGUAUGGUUUUUCUUCCAGCUUUUACGCUAUCAAUUUUGAAUUUACUCCUCUCUGCGAUUCCUGCUCAAGCCAAACUGUCUGCAGAAUGCACUUUCGCGGAAAUUAAGUCAGAGAAGAGUCAAAACGUAACGGCCCAACCGGCACUGAAAUUCACUGGAGAACUCCCUUCCUCAAGAAAUCUGAGUCACACCUGUCUUGUAGAGACGAAUGAUACAACUCGACUGAUGUAUUUGAGAGCCAAAAGGAAUGAAUGGUCAAUAGAAGGUUCACUGCACGUAUCUGCCUAUGAAGAAGACGAGGGAUCCUUGCUAAUUAGCCAUCUUGGUAUAUCAACCUCUGAGGCUGGAUGGAAAAGAUGUCCUUUCUGUCCAACCAAGGGUAAGGCUAGGGGAAAGCACUUAUUGUUUUCAGGCACAACCGGCGUCAGUUUCAUGGCGGAAAUGCAACAAGAGGGAGGUAUUCAAUUGGAUGACCCAGUGAAAGUCGAACUGAGUGCAAAGGAUACUUAUCCAGCUGUUUUUCAGUUCACCCCAGCAGAGGACAUUUCAGGGACACAACUUGACGUAACUGUCACUUCUGAGUCUGAUGACGUACCAGCUUACUUAAAAGUAUCACGUGACUGCAAGGAUGUCAAAGAGAAUAUUGACGAUGUGGACUAUAAGGGAGGGUCACUUCGUCUGUCGUUCGCUAAAAAGGGACGGAUUACUUUGUCCAAGUUCUCCACUCCACCUUUGACCGCUUCCACUUCCAGUUGGUUUAUUGGAAUCGCAAUCAAGAACGCCUCAGGUGACACGCCAAUUAAUGCGAGGAAAAAAGUGACAUUAACUUUAAAAAGAUCAUUUGCUUAUUCAUACGCCCGUCCCAUGUGGAUAGUACAGUGUGUGUUUUGCAUUCUUAUAGGUUUGGUUGUUGUAUCUAUAUGGGCAUGGUUUAGUUUUAGAGAAUACCCCUGUGUAGCCCUAUGUGAAAUUUUCUCAGCUAUGCCGUGCUUUCCGUUUUAUUACUUGUUAAUUCAGGGUCCUAAAACUUUCUCUUACAUCACAUUUAUUGUCGGCUCGGUUUUAAUGGUGGGUUCAUUCCAGUUUGUCUUUGCAGACUGGUAUUUAAUGAUUCAAGAGGGUGAUAGAGAUCACUGUUAUUACAACGAUUUCUGCUAUCGAGUACGUUAUGCUGAUAUUCCCUAUAAUUUAAUCGUCAGCAAUCUAGUUUACGUCUUGCAUGGCUUGAUUUUAGCUAUAAAUGUUCUCUUCAUGGAGUCAGAGGUACUUGCUAAAUGUAAGAAACUUGCAAGCUCUGCAAAAAAAAAUUGGGAAGAUAGAUUACGGCUUGCAUGCGAGAAAAGGAAAAAGGAAGUAGACGAAUUUAUAAACAAAAAAAAGAAAAGCAAGAAAAACGACAAAAAAGUGACAAAAUCCUCUUUUGUAGAAGCACUUAAAAAAAGAUAUAGUUUUUCCAUAGGUUACGCACUUGCCUGGGCUCUGUGCUUUCAGGGAAUGUUUUCUGCACUUUAUCAUUUCUGUCCAAGUAGGUUUACAUUUCAAUUCGAUACAGCUUUUAUGUUUGUCAUUGCUGGUUUAAGUGUUAUUUUACUCUACAAUGGCAUUGAAAGGCAGCCGUGCACCACAGAAGUUAAAGCGAAAAGUCGUGUUGAGGCAGCCAAUUUCUUUCUUCUCUUCUUAGUUCCAUUAUUGAUUUUUAAUUAUUUUGGAACAAUGUAUCAUUCUGAAGCAGGUUUAAAAAAAAUAUUCCAAAUCCCUUUCUUUUUAUUUUUUAUUGUAUGGUUUUUAAUCAUAGCAACGUGGGCUGGAUAUGAGGUGUAUGCAGUUUGCAGUUGCACCAAAGGAUUUUUAUUAACCCUUUUUAUCUUAUCUGGCUUCGUAGUUACACCACUUGCUCUAUUAAUUCUUUGGUCUAUAAAAAUAUUAGAAUUUACUGACGCCAUUCUGUGGUUUUGUAUAGCAGAGAGCGUAGUUGCUUCCGGAGGAUCUUUCUGUCUGGGUCUAAAGUGUGAGGAACUGAAGGGUACACUUUGUUUUAUCAUCAAAAUAUUUUUUGAAGUGUUAUAUACCUUUGUAAUACUGGCACUUAAUGGUAUAGCUCUGUGGAUUUUCUUUGCCAAAGAAACCACUGACAAGAGUAAGUCUCCAGAGAAAUCACGUGACCUAAAUCAGGAAUGUAUUCUCCUAGCUUUUUUUGACUGGCAUGAUGUGUGGCAUUUUUGUUCCUCUUUUGGUCUAUUUAUGGCUGCACUUAUGGUUAUCCAUACUAGUUAUGAAACUCGUGCAACAACUGGUGUUUCUUAUGAACCGCAAUCAGUUCCCGUUUAG
Molecule: messenger RNA, 2493 nt
Organism: Pocillopora verrucosa
Lineage: Eukaryota; Metazoa; Cnidaria; Anthozoa; Scleractinia; Pocilloporidae
Source: RefSeq, a predicted model, not a curated record